UGUGGUGAUUCUACAUUAUCUUCACUUCCUAAAAUGACUUUUAUGUGAUAUUCUAAUUUUUUGAUUAGCUGGAUUCCAGAGUUUUUCCCUUCACGUCGUUUAAAACAUCCAGAAAAGUCCAGAAAUAUGUUUCUGGAUCGGUUUGCUCCCCUUCAGCACCGCUCCUCAUGCAGGCUGCAGACACACGCGCUAUGUGUUGCGUGAUGAAACAUGAGUCAGCAGUUUGUUGAAACAUACACAGUAUCUGAGCGAGCGCACGGCGGCUGGAUGCUGGUGAUAACACACACACACACACACACACACACACACACACACACACACACACACACACACACACACACACACACACACACGUUGCCAUCCAGGCUGUUUGUUUGGUGCAGAAACACGCCUGACAUGUUGCUAUUUUCUGUGUUUUUAAAAUGAUUUUUCUCCCACUGAAGGACGUUUUCCUCUUUAAAUCCACAGGUUGUUUUAAUAAGCAUGCAGCAAAAAUUUGAGAGAAAUAAAAAACUCACAAAAAUCUAAAAACAAAGCAAGAAGAACAAGACAACAAAUACAGAGACACAGGAAGCGGCGGAUCAUCAAUAAACAAACAGAAAACCGAGUUUGGCAGCAAAACUCACCGUCUGAGCCGAUCCGAGCGCCAGCGCUUCAGCGAGGAGGUGAAGAUGCUCAAAGGCCUGCAGCAUCCCAACAUCGUGAGGUUCUACGACUCCUGGAAAUCCGCGAAGUGCAUCAUCCUGGUGACGGAGCUCAUGACGUCUGGGACGCUCAAAACGUACGUGCGCCGGUUCCGCCCCAUGAAGCUGAAGCUGCUGCAGAGAUGGAGCCUGCAAAUCCUGAAAGGUCUCCACUUCCUGCACUCCCGCUCGCCACCGAUUCUCCACCGAGACCUGAAAUGCGACAACGUCUUCAUCAACGGCCCCACCGCCUCGGUCAAGAUUGGGGACUUGGGCCUUGCGACGCUCAAGAAGGCCUCGUUCGCCAAGAGCGUCAUCGGAACGCCUGAGUUUAUGGCUCCAGAGAUGUAUGAGGAGAAGUAUGACGAGGCCGUGGACAUUUACGCCUUCGGUAUGUGCAUGCUGGAGAUGGCAACUUCAGAGUAUCCGUACUCGGAGUGUCAGAACGCAGCCCAGAUCUACCGCAAAGUCACCAACGGAAUCAAACCGGAUAAUUUUUAUAAAGUACAAAACCAGGAGCUGAAAGAGAUCAUCGAGGGCUGCAUCCAAACCAGCAGCAGUGAGAGGUUUACGGUUGAGGAUCUGCUGGCGCACCGGUUCUUCCAGGAAAAGACGGGUUACUGUGUGGAGCUUGCUGAGGAAGACGAUGGUGCAAAGGCGGCGCUGAAGCUCUGGCUCAGGGUGGAAGACAAGAAGAAGCUUCUGGGCAAAUACAAAGACAACAAUGCCAUUGAGUUCCUUUUUGAGCUGUACAAAGACGUCCCUGAAGAGGUCGCCCAGGAGAUGGUGAUCCUGGGAUUUGUGUGUAAGUCUGACUACAAGGUGAUCGCCAAGGCGAUCAGAAACCGAGUGACUGCCAUAAAGCAGGGGCGCGACAAAAAGCGCCGCCUGCUGGAGGAAGCUCUGAACAACCUUAAAGCGGCUGUCAACAAGGCGACUGAGCCAGUCCCCGAUCAGUCCAAACUGUCCAAUCAGAAGCCUGCAUCCGUUUUGAACGCGUCUGCUUCUGGAAAUGUGGCCAAUCAGAAUGAUGACAUGCAAGCCCCGCCCACGGCAUCCAGCCCAGCACGGAUGCCGUUGGCGAGCAGCAGCCAGGCAGAUUCUGGGAUCAGCAUCUUGUCCAGCAAAACGGAAGAAGAUGGAGACGAGGACCAAGACAGGGCAACCAAACACGCGUCUCACUCCUCAGCUGCCUCUGACUGUGAAACAGGAAUCUUCUUCAACACCCCUCCUGCGGCUCCAGAGGCUCCUCCUAUUUCGUUAAGCUCCGCCCCCAAUCCAGGGACUCCGCCUCCUUUGAGUCGGACGGCUUCCAAAGCUCCGCCCUUCCCGGUGUUGCGCUUCCCAAAGAGCAUUGCUGUUUCUCAAAGUUCAGAAAAACAUCCCACUGAUUCACGCUGCGGCUUCUCCUCACCUGUCGACAGCUACUCCUCUGACAUUACAUCCGGCCUGAGUGACGGCAACGACGGCCAGUCAGAUCGGAGCAAGCAGGAAGCAGCGAGAAGAGAAGCAACGAAGCAGUUCAGGCGUAGAGUCAGAGCCCGGCUGAGGAUCGUCGGGGUGUCCGACAAGGUGGACCGAGUGGUGGAGUGUCAGCUGCAGACUCACAACAACAAGAUGGUGACCUUCAAGUUUGACCUGGAUGGAGACAAUCCAGAGGACAUCGCCUCUGUGAUGCUGCUCAGAGACUUCAUCCUGCCAUCAGAGAGAGAUGGGUUUAUUCUACGCAUGUAUGAAAUGAUAAAGAGGGCAGAGUUAAUGAUGCAUCAGCAGCAUCCAGCAGACGCCAGCAGGUUGCCCAACUUGACUGCAUCUGCAUUGCCUGAAUCACAGUUAAAUGAGGCAACAAAGGGUCUGUCCAGGACUUUGUCUUCGUCCUCUUUACCUGAUAUUGAUAACAGUGACCCCUCACCUUUGAAAGCUGUGGAUUUCCUCAUCGACACCGAGGCCACACCCCUCGUCAGACCGCUGAGGUCACAGUCUUUUCAGACUCCAUCUGCUUCCUCCUAUCAGCACCCCCAGUUCUCCCUCCACUACCCCCACCCAGACUCCAACACUACUUCCCAACCGCAUCGCCCACAAGCUGCUCAAUACCAACUCCAGAAUCACCCCUAUUCCACUUACACUGCCUCCUUCCCAAACAUGUACCCCCUCUCCCAACUGCCCCGGGUGCAAAGCAACCCUUCCCUUUUCACCCCCACUACUUCUCCAUCAGCACCCAAUCCUCCCCAAUGGCCCUCCCCAGACCAACCUUACUUUUCCUUGGCUAACGUCAUCUCUGUGGCAAUGAGUGUGGCUCAGUCCUUGUUACCCCAAUCUGGGGCCCCCAAUCAGGGCUUAUAUCCCCACACUCCACCUUUAUCUCCCCCAUUCUCAAACCCUCAACCUCCCCUCUCUUCCUCUGGGUCUCCGUCUUUGGGUUCUGGUCUCCAACAUCAAAACCAAGGUUCAUUUUCCAAUUCCUUCUCCUUGCAACAAACAUACUCCCCACCAAGACCUCGGAUUGGCUCAUUUAGGGACAGUGAGCAGGAUCCCAGAAACAACAGGAUCUCAGAAACACCUCAGCUCAUCAGUUCUGGCCGUACAGCUGACUUACCUUCACCCCCUAAUGGUGAAGGUACAUCUUUUUCUCCAAGUCUGACCAGUAGACCCACUCACAGAGAAGAGCUCUCAGACUCAUCGACCUCUUCCUCCACAUCAUCUCCUCGUCCAUCAACUCCUUGCAAAAUGGUAUCCCCUCCUGUUUCUCCAUCAGGAAGAAUGUCUCCGACCCUAAAAGUAAAGGAACCAGGUUUCACAGUUGGACGCUUCCAGGUGUCACCCUCUUCAGGAGGUCCCUCCACCACCCAGUCCGUGACUCCAUCCAAUAAAGAUCAACCAGAGCACACAAAAAGCAGUUCAGAGACGAGCCAAUCAGAGAGCAGCAACCCCACAGUCACCAUCUCCCCUCCUGUCAACUAUGACAGUCUGUCUGGUCAGGAGCAGAAGACGGCGGGGAGCCGCAGGCUGAGUGUCAGUCUGUGGGAGGGGUCAGGCCAUUCUGCCACCUACAGCUCUGAUGAAUCAGAGGGCGAGGAGAUGUGGGAGGAGCUAAUGGAGCUUCGUCAAAGACACCUGGAGCAGGUGCAGAGCCUGCAGGUGAGUCAGAAGCGAGAAAUUGAGGAGCUCUAUCGACAGAAAGGUAAAGCCCCGCCCCCCAGCAUUAUCCCUCCGGCGGCCAUGUUGAAACACCGCCACCGACGUCUCUCCAAACCAGCAAACUACACCCUGCCUCGCAGAAACAGCCUUCAGAGUCGGGACAUACCACCCCCUUCAGGCAUCAUGAGGAAGAACUCGGUGAGUGGCAGCAGCAGCGGAUCUCAGGACAGAGCUCUGAAAGGUGUGACAUUCGCUCCAGGACACAGCUGCAUGUGAGAGAGGAGCUGCUGAAGACCAUCAGAGCUGCAGACACGUUUUAGCUCCUCAGGAGGAAACGGAGCUUCAUGCAGAUGGUUUCAGAUCUGAUGCUUCAGGGUCCAAACCGGACUGAUACGCUCAGCAUCAUGAAGAUAUUAAAGUUAAAGAAAAUCUGGAUUCAUGUUUCAGAUGAUUUAAGAGACUUGGAAAAUCUGGAAGCUAACUGGGUGUGACAGAGACUCCAGUCAUGAAGGCAGCUUUAAACCGGUUUUAUUUAUUUAUCCUUAUUUUUAUUGCUAAGCUUCACCAUGUUGACAUAUUUUUGCUCAAAAUCUUGUUUAUAAAUGUUAAUAUUUUAUUGCUGCUGGUUCUGUUUCUCAUCAGGUUGAAGUUACAGCAGCAGCUCAUCUGUGUCUUAUUUAAUGGAUUGCUGCUGAAGCUGAACAUAAAACCUGGACAUUGUUUUUGCUUCUGUUUUUAAAGUUUGAAACAUUAAAAAGGUUUAAUAAAAUAAUCCUGACGAACCUCAUAUUUU
Messenger RNA from Poeciliopsis prolifica (blackstripe livebearer), 4614 nucleotides. Its product is annotated as serine/threonine-protein kinase WNK4-like. The transcript has 24 exons. The coding region runs from base 672 to 4097 and encodes 1141 amino acids. Gene Ontology annotation, biological process: intracellular signal transduction; renal sodium ion absorption; positive regulation of sodium ion transmembrane transporter activity. Gene Ontology annotation, cellular component: cytoplasm; cytosol. The record is from RefSeq and is a predicted model, not a curated record. Lineage: Eukaryota; Metazoa; Chordata; Actinopteri; Cyprinodontiformes; Poeciliidae. Gene Ontology annotation, molecular function: chloride channel inhibitor activity; protein serine/threonine kinase activity; ATP binding.